AUGACCGUCUGUCUCGUCCCCCUAUCGAACGGCUAUAAAGUCUUGUUCGGUCUUUCCUUGUCUGAAAAUUGUCUACCACCCACCAUGAAAUUUAUACAGCCCGCUGCCAUUGUCGCACUCGUUGCCGCGUCCGCUGCUGCUCAGAGCUCGAGUACAACUACGGCGACAAGCUCUCUAGCAACAUCAGAAUUGUCUUCCGCCCUCUCGUCUCUUCAAUCAUCAGCUCAAUCCCAGGCAUCGUCUAUAAUUUCCUCUAUCAGCUCCGAGAUUUCCAGCCGCAGCUCCGUCAUUCAAUCUGUGACGAGUGCUCAUCCGUCUCUAAGCUCUGCUGUCGCAUCUGCGUCCUCAGUAAUCAGCUCGGCUCUCAAUCCCACGAGUACGUCGAAUGCCGCGGUCAACAACGUGAAUGGAGGAUUGGCCUUGGGUGUCGUUGCUGGCAUUGUGGUUGCCAUGGUCUAG
Messenger RNA from Laccaria bicolor S238N-H82, 459 nucleotides. RefSeq lists its product as uncharacterized. NCBI's taxonomy places the organism in Eukaryota, Fungi, Basidiomycota, Agaricomycetes, Agaricales, Hydnangiaceae. The record is from RefSeq and is a predicted model, not a curated record. The transcript is spliced from 2 exons. The coding region runs from base 1 to 459 and encodes 152 amino acids.